CUCCAGCUCUGAUUUCAGAUCUGACGCAGAGAAGUCUCUGAAUUCUCUCAAUUUUCAGAUCCAAAUCUCGUAGACGAUGGACAAGUCUUGCACUCUGCUUGUUCACUUCGACAAGGGCACCCCUGCGCUAGCCAACGAGAUCAAAGAAGCUCUCGAAGGAAAUGAUGUACCCGCCAAGGUUGACGCUUUGAAGAAAGCUAUCAUGCUUUUGCUCAAUGGAGAGACUAUUCCCCAACUGUUUAUCACCAUCAUCCGCUAUGUGCUUCCUUCCGAAGACCACACUGUUCAGAAACUUCUCCUUCUCUAUUUGGAGAUCAUUGAGAAAACUGAUUCGAGAGGUAAGGUUCUUCCUGAAAUGAUUUUAAUUUGCCAGAACCUUCGCAAUAAUCUGCAACAUCCGAAUGAGUAUAUUCGUGGGGUCACAUUGCGAUUCCUUUGUCGAUUAAAUGAGACCGAGAUUAUUGAGCCUUUAAUUCCUUCGAUUCUGACCAAUUUGGAGCACCGACAUCCUUUUGUUCGAAGAAAUGCCGUGCUGGCUGUCAUGUCUGUCUACAGACUUCCCCAAGGUGAGCAAUUGCUCGAUAGUGCUCCGGAAAUUAUCGAGAAGUUCUUGUCCACGGAGCAGGAUCCUUCCAGUAAGCGAAAUGCUUUCCUUAUGCUCUUUAAUUGUGCUCAGGACCGCGCGGUCAGUUACCUUUUUACCCAUAUUGAUAGAAUCAACGAUUGGGGUGAACAACUUCAGAUGGUUGUCUUGGAAUUAAUUAGGAAGGUCUGUAGGUCAAAUAAAGCUGAGAAGGGAAAAUAUAUUAAGAUCAUUAUAUCUUUGUUGAAUGCUCCAUCCACUGCUGUCGUUUAUGAAUGUGCUAGUACACUCGUUUCACUCUCCUCUGCCCCUACAGCUAUUAGAGCUGCAGCUAGUACCUAUUGUCAACUUUUGCUUUCUCAGAGUGAUAAUAAUGUGAAACUUAUUGUACUUGAUAGGCUAAAUGAACUUAAGUCUACAAAUAGGGACAUUAUGGUGGAAAUGGUUAUGGAUGUUCUUAGAGCGCUUUCAAGUCCAAAUCUUGAUAUUAAGAGGAAGACAAUUGACAUUGUUCUGGACUUGAUAACUCCUAGGAAUGUUGAUGAGGUUGUUAUGAUGCUAAAGAAAGAAGUUGUAAAAACACAGAGUGGAGAGCAUGAGAAGAAUGGUGAGUAUAGGCAGAUGCUGGUGCAGGCUAUACAUUCUUGUGCUAUCAAGUUCCCAGAGGUGGCAAGCACUGUUGUGCACCUGUUGAUGGAUUUCUUGGGUGAUAGUAAUGUGGCUUCGGCCAUGGAUGUUGUCGUCUUUGUGCGUGAGAUCAUUGAAACAAAUCCAAAAUUACGUAUUUCAAUAAUCACCAGGCUGUUGGAUACUUUCUAUCAAAUUCGUGCUGCAAGGGUGUGUUCAUGUGCUCUAUGGAUAAUUGGUGAAUACUGCCUCUCCCUUUCAGAAGUUGAAAGUGGAAUUGCAACUAUUAAGCAGUGUCUUGGGGACCUCCCAUUUUAUACUCCCUCUGAGGAAGGAGAGGUGCAAGAUACAUCUAAAAGCACGCAGCCAUUGAGCUCAACCACUGUGUCUGUGUCUUCUAGGAGGCCUGCUAUUCUUGCUGAUGGGACCUAUGCGACCCAAAGUGCUGCACUGGAAACUGUUAUGUCACCACCUACCCUUGUGCAGGGUUCAUUGACUUCAAUUGGGAACUUGAGAUCACUGAUUCUGUCAGGAGAUUUCUUUCUCGGGGCAGUUGUUGCUUGUACACUCACGAAACUUGUCUUGAGGUUGGAAGAGGUUCAGACUUCAAAAGUUGAAGUUAACAGAGCAACUUCGCAAGCCUUGUUGAUCAUGGUUUCAAUGCUGCAGCUGGGUCAAUCAUCAAUUCUCCCACAUCCAAUUGAUAAUGAUUCUCAUGACAGGAUUGUCCUUUGCAUUAGAUUGCUUUGCAAUACAGGAGAUGAUGUAAGGAAGAUAUGGCUGCAAUCAUGCAGACAAAGCUUUGUUAAAAUGCUUGCUGAUAAACAGCGUCGUGAAACUGAAGAGAAUAAAGCGAAGGCUCAAAUAACUAACGCACAGCCUGAUGAUCUUAUUGAUUUUUACCAUUUGAAGAGUAGGAAGGGCAUGAGUCAGCUUGAGUUGGAAGAUGAGGUUCAAGAUGAUCUCAAACGUGCCACUGGAGAGUUCACCAAGGAUGGGGAUGAUGCAAAUAAGCUCAACCGCAUUCUUCAGCUUACUGGAUUUAGUGAUCCGGUCUAUGCUGAAGCAUAUGUCACAGUGCACCACUAUGACAUUGUUCUUGAUGUUACUGUCAUCAACCGCACCAAGGAGACCCUUCAGAAUUUGUGUUUGGAGUUGGCUACCAUGGGUGAUCUCAAACUUGUUGAGCGCCCACAAAACUAUACACUAGCUCCAGAGUCAAGCAAACAGAUUAAGGCCAAUAUCAAGGUGUCUUCUACAGAAACAGGGGUUAUAUUUGGUAACAUAGUCUAUGAAACAUCUUCAAAUGUGCUUGAGAGAACAGUUAUAGUGCUCAAUGACAUACAUAUUGAUAUAAUGGAUUACAUAUCCCCUGCAUCUUGUGCUGAUGUGGCAUUUAGAACUAUGUGGGCUGAGUUUGAAUGGGAAAACAAGGUUGCUGUAAAUACUGUAAUACAAGAUGAAAGAGAGUUCCUGAACCACAUUAUCAAGUCGACAAAUAUGAAGUGCCUGACUCCACCAUCGGCAUUAGAAGGGGAUUGUGGUUUCCUAGCUGCAAACCUUUAUGCAAAGAGUGUUUUUGGGGAGGAUGCCUUGGUGAAUGUGAGUAUUGAGAAGCAAGCAGAUGGUAAAUUGAGUGGAUACAUCAGAAUAAGAAGCAAAACUCAGGGUAUUGCCCUCAGUCUUGGGGAUAAGAUCACUUUGAAACAGAAGGGAGGUGCUUGAUUUGUCAUCUGAAACUUCUCUCCUCGGUCAGCUUGUAGUUCUAUGUCAACUUUGUGUAGUUACUUGUGGCAGCUUAACGUCAAGCCUUGGAUUCCUAAUUUUAAUUCUUGUGGCUUUUGUUGGCAGAUGAACAUUAAUUCCAAUUUUGUCUGUAUUCUUUGAUGGCACUGCAGAAAAGUCUCUUUCUAUCCAUCUUCCUUUACUACACAUAGGGUGGACACCCUAUAUUAAUAUUAAUCUAUCGAAUUACCGUCUAUUCUGGCCUUAGAUAAUUCGCUUGUGUUUCCGGAUAUUCCAACAGAGAUUUGUGCCAACUGGGUGUUCAAUAAUAUUUAGUUAUUUUUUACC
Messenger RNA from Neltuma alba, 3283 nucleotides. RefSeq names its product coatomer subunit beta-1. The record is from RefSeq and is a predicted model, not a curated record. Gene Ontology annotation, biological process: intracellular protein transport; endoplasmic reticulum to Golgi vesicle-mediated transport; intra-Golgi vesicle-mediated transport. The transcript is spliced from 4 exons. Gene Ontology annotation, molecular function: structural molecule activity. Gene Ontology annotation, cellular component: COPI vesicle coat; cytoplasm. Bases 77 to 2935 code for a protein of 952 amino acids. Lineage: Eukaryota; Viridiplantae; Streptophyta; Magnoliopsida; Fabales; Fabaceae.